AUGAGUCGAAAGCCAACAUUAAUUGGUGACGAGUACAAAAUAUUGCUAAAAACGCUUAAUCCACAUAUAACAUGUCCCUUGUGUAAAGGGUACUUCAUAGAAGCAACAACAGUUACUGACUGUUUACAUACCUUUUGUAAGUCGUGUCUAUUGAAGCAUUUUGAGAAUAGUCACCCGUCCCAUUAUGUAAGCUUUGACCGUACGAUGCAGGAGUUGGUUUAUAAGCUUGUACCUGGUGUGCAAAUACGAGAAGAAGAAAAUCAGAAUGCUUUUUUAAGAACAGUAAAAAUAGAACCGGGUGAAAAUGGAUCUCCUGAAAAGUUAGAAAUUGAUGAAAAUACGGUUGAUAGUAGUUCGGAAACAAGAGAAUGUUCUGGUGAUUUGAUGGGCAAGCAUCAUCGCAGUGAUGAGCAAGUUGCUGUGGAACUUUGCACUGAUAAGCUUUCCAAAUUCUCCGAUAUUGAAAUGCCUUACUUAAGGCUAUCCGAGAUGGCAACCGUGAACACGAUCAAGCGAUAUUUGGCUAGUACUUUAUUUGGUGAUAUAAGUCGGUAUAACGAUUUGGACAUCUUCUGUAACAAUGAACUAAUGGGCAGAGAUUAUUCGAUGAAAUUUAUUGAAAAAACUAGGUGUCGAAACAAACCAAAAGAUACUCCAAUAAAGUUACUGUUUAGAAAACAUAUCGACUUUUGA
Messenger RNA from Brugia malayi, 693 nucleotides. RefSeq lists its product as uncharacterized. Gene Ontology annotation, cellular component: PRC1 complex. The coding region runs from base 1 to 693 and encodes 230 amino acids. Gene Ontology annotation, molecular function: metal ion binding. Gene Ontology annotation, biological process: regulation of transcription by RNA polymerase II. The record is from RefSeq and is a predicted model, not a curated record. The transcript is spliced from 5 exons. NCBI's taxonomy places the organism in Eukaryota, Metazoa, Nematoda, Chromadorea, Rhabditida, Onchocercidae.